AUGAGAGGACAUGGUGACACCAAUUGGGCUGAACAACAUGCAGAUUGGAUUUCCAUAUGGAAAGAUAGACACAAAGAUGUUCUUUUUGGCCAAUCACUUCAAAGGGGAAUAGUUCAAGAGGAAGAAUUGGUGACGAUAAAUGUACAACCUGGAUGGAAGAAAGGAACAAAGAUUACAUUUGAAGGAAAAGGGAAUGAGAGACCAGGUGCCUACAGAGAAGAUAUAAUAUGUAUCAUCUCAGAGAAAAGACACGAGUUAUUUAGAAGAGAAGGGGAUGAUUUGGAAUUGAGUGUAGAAAUUUCCUUAGUAAAGGCACUCACAGGCUGUACAAUAUUAGUCCCACUGUUGGGUGGAGAGCACAUGACUUUGACACUUGACAAUAUCAUACACCCUGGCUAUGAGAAGAUCAUUUUUGGCCAAGGUAUGCCAAUCUCCAGUGAACCAGGGAUGAGAGGAAACUUGAAAAUUACGUUUCUAGUUGAGUUUCCAACACAACUCUCAUACAAUCAAAGAUCAGAGGUUGUUCGUAUUUUACAGGAUUCUUCAUGA
Cajanus cajan (pigeon pea) is the source of this 549-nucleotide messenger RNA. The record is from RefSeq and is a predicted model, not a curated record. NCBI's taxonomy places the organism in Eukaryota, Viridiplantae, Streptophyta, Magnoliopsida, Fabales, Fabaceae.